Strongyloides ratti is the source of this 420-nucleotide messenger RNA. Its product is annotated as ShKT domain-containing protein. The record is from RefSeq and is a predicted model, not a curated record. The transcript has a single exon. The coding region runs from base 1 to 420 and encodes 139 amino acids. NCBI's taxonomy places the organism in Eukaryota, Metazoa, Nematoda, Chromadorea, Rhabditida, Strongyloididae.
AUGAAAUUCUUAGUUGCUUUUUUAUUUAUUUUUAUUACACUUCCUUUGGAGGUAAAAUCAGCAACAUGUACUCAAAUGGCUAAUAAUGGAUAUUGUAUGAAUUCUAUGUAUAGAGAAACAAUGUGUAAAAGUUGUGCAGCAGCAUGUAAUACUGUUGGAGGAUCUGCAGCUUGUACAUUACCCGUUAAAAGUACUGCAUGUGCUGAUGUUGCCACAAAUUGUGAUAGUAUAAAAUAUUUAUGUACUAAUCCUACUUAUGCUAAUUUAAUGGCAACAAAAUGUAUGAGUACCUGUAAUACCUGUGAUGGAAAACCAGCAACAACAGCUCCUUCUCAGAAUGCUACUACUACUACCAUCAGUUCUGGAAAUACAACUACUACUUCAACCACAACAACAACAACUACUACUACUUUACCUUAA